AUGGACACUAGACCUAAAGAAGAAAUCGGACUUUUGGUUUCUAACGUUUUAGCUUCUGCGCAUGCUGAAAAUGUUCGGAAAAACUCUAAACACAAUAAUCGAUAUGGAAAGCUUAUAAAUACUUUUGAAGUUCAAUAUGUUGAAUGGAAGAAUCGAAAAAGUAUUGACGAUAAUUUGAAAAACGAAAAGAUCAAUCGCUUACCAGAGUUACGAUUAGGACCUCCAGAAGGCUUAACUAAGAAAGCUUAUUGUUGUUUAUGGGUCGAACGUGGAUGUAUAGUUUGUAAAAAACCUAGAAGUCUAUACAUUAAUCUAUCAGAAAUAAAUAUAAGACCAUUUCAUCUUCCAAAG
Molecule: messenger RNA, 351 nt
Organism: Scutellospora calospora
Lineage: Eukaryota; Fungi; Glomeromycota; Glomeromycetes; Diversisporales; Gigasporaceae
Source: the annotation of a GenBank genome assembly